AUGGGAAACUUAUGUACCCAUAACAGCAACCCGGCAGCUGAAACAGCUGAUCCUGAUCAACUAUUCCUAAGCGAAAAUGAUGAUAAUCAACAAAUAAUUACUAUAGCUGCCCCAAAUCAAUCGUCAAUGGACUACCGAGAGGAAGAAGCACGUUUACAGAGCUAUAGUAGUUGGCCCUUGAGGUAUAUGGACCCAAUUAGAAUGGCAACUGCUGGAUUUUAUUACACUGGCCAAGGUGACAAGGUCAAAUGCUUUGAGUGUGGCAUUUCAAUAAGCGAAUGGGAAGAAGGUGACAACCCACUAUCAGAUCAUCAACGGUGGCAGUCCAAUUGUCGAUUCAUCAGGAGUUUACGAUGCGGGAAUGUACCCCUUGGAGUAAACCCUAGUACGGUCUUAAUCCCAAGUAUUAGACGUCACUAUGGAGACGAAUUUCGACCUAACGCAGUAUCGGGCUUGGAACCAAAUACACCGCCCGCUCGUCUGAUCGAGAUUGGUGACUUAAAGGAAGUCUUCCACAACAUUCCAAAGCCAGAACAUCCAAAUUUCGCGCGUACAAAGGAUAGAUUAGAGAGUUUCAAACACUGGCCUGUCUCAAUGGCACAAACCAAGGAGCAACUCGUUGAAGCCGGGUUUUAUUAUGAAGGAUUUGGAGACCGAACAAUUUGUUACUAUUGCGGAGGUGGACUAAGCGACUGGGAACCUGAAGAGGAUCCAUGGAAACAACACGCAAAAUGGUUCAAGAAUUGUCAUUUUGUGUUGAUAAUUAAAGGUCAAGAUUUUAUUGAUGACAUUAUAAGGAAACCUGCUACCCCGCAUAAACAGGAGGAAGCGAGACAAGUUAUACAAAGGCGGUCAAAGGAGCGUUAUUCGACAAAGGAAGGAACGUGA
Messenger RNA from Cotesia glomerata, 888 nucleotides. Its product is annotated as death-associated inhibitor of apoptosis 1-like. Gene Ontology annotation, biological process: positive regulation of protein ubiquitination; negative regulation of apoptotic process; regulation of cell cycle. Gene Ontology annotation, molecular function: ubiquitin protein ligase activity; cysteine-type endopeptidase inhibitor activity involved in apoptotic process. Gene Ontology annotation, cellular component: nucleus; cytoplasm. The transcript is spliced from 2 exons. Bases 1 to 888 code for a protein of 295 amino acids. Lineage: Eukaryota; Metazoa; Arthropoda; Insecta; Hymenoptera; Braconidae. The record is from RefSeq and is a predicted model, not a curated record.